This is a messenger RNA of Prosopis cineraria, 1608 nucleotides long. Its product is annotated as replication protein A 70 kDa DNA-binding subunit B-like. The transcript has 11 exons. Gene Ontology annotation, cellular component: nucleus. Gene Ontology annotation, molecular function: DNA binding. Lineage: Eukaryota; Viridiplantae; Streptophyta; Magnoliopsida; Fabales; Fabaceae. Gene Ontology annotation, biological process: DNA repair; DNA recombination; DNA replication. The record is from RefSeq and is a predicted model, not a curated record. Bases 1 to 1608 code for a protein of 535 amino acids.
AUGUCUCAAUUUUCAAAGAUAUCUAACCUUCAUGAUGGAACUGAUAGGUGGAGAAUUUGUGGAAGAGUGGUAAGGAAGUGGAAUGUGUUUCAUAAAAUUGCUCCUUCAGAUCUAUUUUGUAUCACUAUGAUAUUAGUUGAUGAAGAGGGUAAUAAAAUCCAAGCUUCUAUGCUGAACAAAUCUUUGCUUGACCAUUAUCGUCAAAGACUUGUAGAAGGGCAAAGUUAUUUCAUUGCAAACUUUGAGGUCUCACUUAACAAUAACCAAUACAAGGCUACCACUCAUCCUUUCAAGAUUACGUUUUCUCAACAGACUUUUGUCAAGGAUGAAGUUGCAAACAUACCUCCCUAUAAGUUUGAUUUUCUGCCUCUAUCAGAGAUUAUGAAGCAAACUGAAAGCUCUUAUAUUGAUUAUCUUUUUGAUGCUGUUGGAUUGGUCACCUCCAUUGGUGGGCUUGAAGAAUACCGCAAAGAUAAUGAGACUAAAAACAAGCUGAGGAUGGUUUUGUCUGACAAUGAGGGGCAUGAUGUCGAGUGUAUCUUAUUUGAUGAGUGUUCAACCAAUGCAUUUAUGAAUCACUUGGAGAUAACUGAUCAUCCUGCUGUUGCUGUUUUUAACCUUGCACGGAUAGGUUUUUCUGAAGAUGGCCGACCUCAGAUUUGUAGCUCCUUUAAUGCUACAAGAGUUUCAUUUAAUCCUAGCAUUAAAGAGGUCAAAGAUUUGAUUCUCAGUGCCAAGGAUAGAUCACCAGUAAUUGGUAGCUCGUCUCAGUUUUCUCAAUCUCAAUCCACAACUCCUACUGUCACUAGCAUGAUGAACAACAACAGGAGGAUUUCUAUUGCUGAGAUACAUGAUCAAGAGGCUGAAGGUUCUUUCUUGAUAUUUUGCACUGUUGUUAAGCUAGAAACCCGUCAUGGUUGGACAUAUGAUGGUUGUGCAAAGUGUGCUACAAAACCAAAAGAAGUUAAUGAGUCCCUGUAUUGUCCAAAUUGUAAAAAGAAGCCCCAAUCUAUUGAACCAAAAUUGAAGAUUCACUACACUGUGGCUGAUAAGUCAAGAAAGGCCUCUGUGAUAUUUUGGGACAAGUUGGCUGUUCAGUUGAUUCAAAGAUCUGCAGCUGAGAUGAAGCUAAUUCUUAAUCAGGAAGAACGUGCAUAUGAUUUUCCAGAUCAACUUGACUCUAUAAUUGGGAAGAAGUUGCUGUUAAAACUGAAGAUUAAUCAGUACAAUAAAGACUUCCCUAAUUCUUCAAUCAGUGUUACUCAAUACACUGAGUGUGAGGAUCUGACAGGACAGUUUAAUGAUGCUAGCCAAGAGGUUAAUGGUCAGGGUGCUACUGGCAUCACACAGUCUGGAAUGGAGGAUAUUGACUGUACUGUGGUUGAGACUCCUGCACCAGAAAAAAUUAUUGCCUCUCAAGUUGUGGGACUUGAUGACUUGACAAUAACACAGAUUGCUUCUAAACUACCCAUUAAAGGCAAAAGGAAGAUUGCAUGCAAAAGAAUCAGUAUACCACAGAAGGAGGUAAAAUCAAAUGAAGUGCUUCCCUCAUCAUCAUCAUCAUCUGUGCAGAAGCCAAUGAAAGUUAUUAAGCAAGAGAAGAGUUGA